Messenger RNA from Neogale vison (American mink), 2410 nucleotides. RefSeq names its product AAR2 splicing factor (gene AAR2). Gene Ontology annotation, biological process: spliceosomal tri-snRNP complex assembly. The coding region runs from base 101 to 1255 and encodes 384 amino acids. Lineage: Eukaryota; Metazoa; Chordata; Mammalia; Carnivora; Mustelidae. The transcript has 4 exons. The record is from RefSeq and is a predicted model, not a curated record.
CUUCCGGUGCGUUCCGGCGGUGCUCGGGAGUUGGGAGAAUCCGAAGCUGUUGUUUGGAAGACAAGAGAGGUUCUCUUUUUGGUCACUUAGCACUGGCGCCAUGGCUGCCAUGCAAAUGGAUCCUGAGCUUGCCAAGCGCCUGUUCUUUGAAGGGGCCACUGUGGUCAUCUUGAAUAUGCCCAAGGGGACAGAGUUUGGCAUUGACUACAACUCCUGGGAGGUGGGGCCCAAGUUCCGGGGCGUGAAGAUGAUCCCACCAGGCAUCCAUUUUCUCCACUAUAGCUCUGUGGACAAGGCCAAUCCCAGGGAGGUGGGGCCUCGUAUGGGCUUCUUCCUUAGCCUGCAGCAGAGGGGGCUGAUGGUCCUGCGCUGGAAUGCGAUCCGAGAAGAGGUAGACCUAUCUCCAGCCCCAGAGGCUGAGGUGGAGGCCAUGAGGGCCAACCUCCAGGAGCUGGACCAAUUCCUGGGCCCUUACCCAUACAACACACUUAAGAAGUGGAUCUCACUCACCAACUUUAUCAGCGAGGCCACAAUGGAGAAGCUGCAGCCCGAGAGCCGGCAGAUCUGUGCUUUCUCAGAGGUGCUUCCUGUGCUGUCCAUGAAGCACACCAAGGACCGCGUGGAACAGAAUCUACCUCGCUGUGGCACUGAGUGCAAAAGCUACCAGGAGGGCCUGGCCCGGCUGCCAGAGAUGAAGCCCAGAGCUGGGACAGAGAUCCGCUUCUCAGAGUUGCCCACACAGAUGUUCCCAGCAGGUGCCACGCCAGCAGAGAUAACCAGGCACAGCAUGGACCUGAGCUAUGCCCUGGAGACGGUACUCAGCAAGCAGUUCCCUGGAAGCCCUCAGGAUGUGCUUGGUGAACUCCAGUUUGCCUUUGUAUGCUUCCUCCUGGGGAAUGUGUAUGAGGCAUUUGAGCACUGGAAGCGGCUCCUGAAUCUCCUGUGUCGCUCCGAAGAAGCCAUGGUGAGGCACCACACCCUCUACAUCAACCUUAUCUCCAUCCUCUACCACCAGCUCGGCGAGAUCCCGGCCGACUUCUUUGUGGACAUCGUCUCCCAGAACAACUUCCUCACCAGCACCUUACAGGUUUUCUUCUCCUCCGCCUGCAGUGUUGCCAUGGAUGCCACCCUGAGGCAGAAAGCGGAAAAGUUCCAAGCUCACCUGACCAAGAAGUUUCGGUGGGACUUCGAGGCAGAGCCAGAGGACUGCGCCCCGGUGGUGGUGGAGCUCCCUGAGGGUGUAGAGACGGGCUAACCGGGAAUGCUGUCAGCAAGGGGAGGCCGCUUCCCCUACAGCUGCAGUGUUGGCCUCUCCACCCCUUCCUUCUGGGACCUGAGGGGGUAGGUAGUGGCCCCACCAGAUCUGUAGAGAUGGAGCCAGAAUUCCCUCUUCCACCAAUAAAUCAGUUUCUUCGGUGCCCAAGGGGAAGUAUGCAUCCGAAGCCACCUUCAUGGGUUCCCGUCAGCCUGGCCACGAGGCUAACCUGACCAGAUUCCAGAUGGGCUCUUACAGAAGCUCUCCGGAGAGACCUGCCUCAGCAGCACCCUACUUCCUUCCAAAGGAGAAGAAUGUGAGCCAAUAGCCUAAGGAAAGUGAUUGUUUCUUCCACAGAACGGUUAGAAAACAAGAAACUCUGGACCACACAGGGUUUGAGCGAUCAGUUGGUGAUUUAAAAGUUAAACAGGGUGAGAGGGAGAUGAGCUAGAAUUUCUGCCUGUCCUUGUUGAAUGGGAACGCAUCACAGAAGAUGUGGACAUGGGACCACCAGGAGCUCCAGAGUGGGGAGAGGGGACCCAGAAGACAGUUGGAUUGAGUCUGACAAAUGGUCAGUUUUUGCUUUCUCCAAGUUUCUUCCUUCUGUCCUGAGGUCCCAGUGGGUAGUUGUCCAAGACUGUUGUGGCUCCUGACCUCAGGGACUUUGCUGAAGCCACAUCCUUCUCAUCUGUCCCAUUUUGAGGCCUCAGACCCAAAGGUGGGACUUGGCAUCCCUUCCAUAUGGCUCCAUGCCUCACCAGAGCCACCAUGACUCUUUCUGGUGACCUGGAGAUUGAACAACAAAGAGGGAGGUUCUUGCUCUGGAGAGGCUUCUUUUUGUGCCUUUAUUCAGGGCUCUGUGGAGGACCUGGUCAACCUAGGUCUUCCAAGUCCUGCUGUGGAGCUGCCAGCCACAGGAGUAAUGAUGCUUGCAUUCCCUCGGAGUCCUGAGGCUGUUCCCGUCACACGCAGGUCCUGCCACCCUGACCUCAAACCGCUGUACUCCAACAAGAGUCCCUGCUUUCCCAAGGUGCAGCUCACACCAGGUUUCUGAAUGCGAAUCCAUGCUGGUUAAGACUUUUGGUUUCACUUGUUUCCUUGGAGAUGUUUUUUCAAGAGCAUAAUGUACAUUAAAGUCUUUGAGUUGAGACUAAA